ACAUAUGUUUCUGUCCCAUGUCUGUCAUGUGAUAUUCAUACUGAUUGAAAAAAGUGCCUUGUUCGUGAUCACUUAUUAACUUUUUUUGUUUCCGAACCAUCAACUAAACCUGCUGAUCACGGCAGAUCUUCAGUAUUACAUAUAAGUUACAAACAGUGCCUAAAAAUGGUUGAAGCCUACGUUCCCCCAGUUAUUAUCACUGCUAUUUGGGCCUUUAUUGGCAUCAUUUGCCCCUUCUUUGCUCGGGGCCCUAACAGAGGUGUUACCCAGUGCUGCAUUAUGCUUACUGCCGUUACCUGUUGGCUGUUUUGGCUUUGCUGUUAUUUGACGCAGAUGAAUCCCCUGAUCGGACCCAAACUAUCCAUGAAUGAAAUUAUGAUAAUGGCCCGAGAAUGGGGCAAUGAAAUUAAGGAUACCAUGGAUGUUACAGUGUAACUUGUAAAUAUGUGGGUCAUUCCAUCGAAAAGAUUUGUUUAUGUUUCUUUGAUUCAUUUUUGAUCCAUCCCACAAAUGUGUUAAUCAAAUGUUUCUUUUUUUGAAAACUGUUUAAGUUUGCAUUAUAUUAUUAUGUACGAGUAAAUAAAUCCCAUAUUCGUGGAUGAAGUUUAAACGAA
Drosophila albomicans is the source of this 614-nucleotide messenger RNA. RefSeq names its product V-type proton ATPase subunit e (gene VhaM9.7-b). Gene Ontology annotation, molecular function: proton-transporting ATPase activity, rotational mechanism. Gene Ontology annotation, biological process: proton transmembrane transport. NCBI's taxonomy places the organism in Eukaryota, Metazoa, Arthropoda, Insecta, Diptera, Drosophilidae. Gene Ontology annotation, cellular component: plasma membrane proton-transporting V-type ATPase complex; proton-transporting V-type ATPase, V0 domain. The record is from RefSeq and is a predicted model, not a curated record. The transcript has 3 exons. The coding region runs from base 166 to 435 and encodes 89 amino acids.